AUGUUGCCAGUAUUGACUCGUAUUCCAGUCAGUAAGUCACCAGCCAAUAUCCCUCCAGUAUUGACUCGUAUUCCAGUCAGUAAGUCACCAGCCAAUAUCCCUCCAGUAUUGACUCGUAUUCCAGUCAGUAAGUCACCAGCCAAUAUCCCUCCAGUAUUGACUCGUAUUCCAGUCAGUAAGUCACCAGCCAAUAUCCCUCCAGUAUUGGCUCGUAUUCCAGUCAGUAAGUCACCAGCCAAUAUCCCUCCAGUAUUGACUCGUAUUCCAGUCAGUAAGUCACCUCCAGUAUUGACUCGUAUUCCAGUCAGUAAGUCACCAGCCAAUAUCCCUCCAGUAUUGGCUCGUAUUCCAGUCAGUAAGUCACCUCCAGUAUUGACUCGUAUUCCAGUCAGUAAGUCACCAGCCAAUAUCCCUCCAGUAUUGACUCGUAUUCCAGUCAGUAAGUCACCAGCCGAUAUCCCUCCAGUAUUGACUCGUAUUCCAGUCAGUAAGUCACCAGCCACUAUCCCUCCAGUAUUGACUCGUAUUCCAGUCAGUAAGUCACCAGCCACUAUCCCUCCAGUAUUGACUCGUAUUCCAGUCAGUAAGUCACCAGCCAAUAUCCCUCCAGUAUUGACUCGUAUUCCAGUCAGUAAGUCACCUCCAGUAUUGACUCGUAUUCCAGUCAGUAAGUCACCAGCCAAUAUCCCUCCAGUAUUGGCUCGUAUUCCAGUCAGUAAGUCACCUCUAGUAUUGACUCGUAUUCCAGUCAGUAAGUCAACAGCCAAUAUCCCUCCAGUAUUGACUCGUAUUCCAGUCAGUAAGUCACCUCCAGUAUUGACUCGUAUUCCAGUCAGUAAGUCACCUCCAGUAUUGACUCGUAUUCCAGUCAGUAAGUCACCAGCCAAUAUCCCUCCAGUAUUGACUCGUAUUCCAGUCAGUAAGUCACCAGCCAAUAUCCCUCCAGUAUUGACUCGUAUUCCAGUCAGUGAGUCACCAGCCAAUAUCCCUCCAGUAUUGACUCGUAUUCCAGUCAGUAAGUCACCAGCCAAUAUCCCUCCAGUAUUGACUCGUAUUCCAGUCAGUAAGUCACCAGCCACUAUCCCUCCAGUAUUGACUCGUAUUCCAGUCAGUGAGUCACCAGCCAAUAUCCCUAACUAA
Pecten maximus is the source of this 1140-nucleotide messenger RNA. Its product is annotated as proline-rich extensin-like protein EPR1. The transcript has a single exon. The coding region runs from base 1 to 1140 and encodes 379 amino acids. The record is from RefSeq and is a predicted model, not a curated record. NCBI's taxonomy places the organism in Eukaryota, Metazoa, Mollusca, Bivalvia, Pectinida, Pectinidae.